UCUCGUGGCUCGUUCCGCGCUGGCUCACCGUUGCCGACUCUGAGGUCUUCUCGCGGUCGAACCGGUGCCCUGCGAAGACAAUCGACGAACCAGCACUACCAAACCUUUCCGACACCACCACCGAGAACAGCGGGCUACCGCGGCCGUAGCUCCGGCUCCGGCUCUUCUUCUGGGGAGUCUGUUGCGAGCAACGAGCAUCACUCGGCCACACCGUUGCCAGCGGCACAAUUAGCGCUGCUCGCGUUGCUUUCGUUGGCGGAGCAGACUGCCUUGAAUUCGAUAUCGCCCUAUCUACCAGAGAUGGUUGCCUCGUUUCCGGGAGUAGACAGUGAAAAAGUGGGCGUAUACGUUGGUCUGCUUGCAUCUUCAUUCGCAUUGGCGCAGCUCACGACGAAUCUCAUGUGGGGAUACCUCUCUGACAUCAUCGGCCGGAAACCCGUCAUGCUUCUGGGCACAUCGCUGCUUUGCUUGUGCUUCGCCCUCUUCGGUUUCUGCACACAGUACUGGCAUAUUGUGCUUGUGCACGUGGCCAUGGGCUUGCUCAACGGCAAUGCAGCAGUUGUGCCAACCUGCCUUGGGGAGUUGACGGAUCGGAGCAACCAGAGCAAGGCUUUCACGUGGCUGCCAGUGGUUUACAGCCUGGGCAGUAUCACCGGACCGGCCCUUGGUGGCUUGUUGGUGGGCAAGGUAGCCGGCGACAGAUACCCCUUCCUCGCCCCCAACAUUCUGGGCUCAUCUCUACUUGCAGCGAGUGUCAUUGUCUUGUUGAUCUGGUUUGACGAAACGCUGGAGGAGAAGGGCAAGCCAUUCGAUUUUCGCGAAAAGCUUGGCUCUCUAUGCUCUUGCCUAAAGAGGACCAAGAACAAACUGAAGCGCCGGCGGGACCGCUCAACAGUGUAUGGUACCACAGACACGUUGGAAGAAGAAGACGAGGAAAACGAGGAACGUGGACUUCUUGGGUCAGACGACGACGAAGACGGCGCCAAAAGUCCGUCCGACGCUGCGACAUGGCGGCAGCUUCUCAACCGCACCACUUUGCUACUGUUGACCACGUAUCUCGUAUUUCAAGUAUCAAACAUCUCAUUCAGCAGCUUAUACCCGCUCUUUGCGUCCGGGCCAAAGCCGACAGGCCGGGGUUUACCCGCAGAUGUCAUCGGCAUUUCGCUAUCAAUCGCGGGCAUAUUCACAAUCUUGUUCCAACUUUUCGCAUUCAGGCCGAUCAAGGCCAAACUGGGGAAUCUGGGUACCUACCGAGGAUCGCUGCUUGGGCUUGCCAUCAGCAUGGCGCUAAUGCCAUGGGUCGGGUACAAGGACUCUGCGCCUCCAUUUGGUGUUGGAAGCAGCAAAAUCUGGCUAUAUGCAGAGCUGGGCAUCAUUUUGGUCAUCAAGAACAUAUGCGCUGUUGGAGGGUUAUCCAGUGUCAUGUUACUGAUUACGAACUCUGCGCCAUCCCAUGCUAGUCUAGGAACAUUGCAAGGUGUUGCUCAAACAUUGUCUGCAGCAGGCCGAAGCUUUGGUCCCUUCGUAUCCGGAAGUCUCUUCUCUCUAUCAGUACACGUCCAGCCCAAAGGAGAAGCAUUGGCAUGGGGCCUGUUUGCAGGUAUCUCACUUGCUGGGUGGCUAGGAAGCUAUGCUAUCCACGCAGAAGGGUUGGAGAGCACUGAUGAUGGCUAUGAAGAAGACGAAGAGGAU
This is a messenger RNA of Truncatella angustata, 1692 nucleotides long. Its product is annotated as major facilitator superfamily domain-containing protein. The transcript is spliced from 2 exons. The annotation marks the transcript as partial. The record is from RefSeq and is a predicted model, not a curated record. Gene Ontology annotation, molecular function: transmembrane transporter activity. Gene Ontology annotation, biological process: transmembrane transport. NCBI's taxonomy places the organism in Eukaryota, Fungi, Ascomycota, Sordariomycetes, Amphisphaeriales, Sporocadaceae.